AUGGACUCAAAAUUUAUGUCAACAGACAAAAUGGACGAAUAUCAAAAACACAUAGAAAUGAUGAACGGCAACGAUUUGAACGUGCUGAACCUGAAUUAUGAGAACCACAUGAACUUGGAGCAGCCUGACAAGACAUCAGAAGCCAUAGCUGACUUCUAUGAAGACUCUAUAAUCCUGGUCACCGGAGGAACUGGAUUUGUGGGCAAAGCUCUGCUGGAGAAACUCCUGAGGAGCUGUGCUGGUAUCAAGACUGUGUACGUUCUCAUGAGACCAAAAAGGGGUCUGACAGUAGACCAGAGGUAUAAGGAAUUACUUAAAAACCAGGUCUUCGAUCGCAUCAGGGCGAGAUGGCCAGAAAGGUUGGGGAAGCUCUACCCAAUAACUGGAGACGUCUCCGCUCCAAACCUUGGAGUCAGUCCAGAACAGCGUGAGCUGCUGGGCAAGGUGACGGCAGUAUUCCAUUCUGCUGCAACCGUGAGGUUUACUGAGCCCCUUCAUGCAGCCACCACGCUGAACGUGCAAGGGACUGCCUCCCUGCUGAAGUUGGCGGAAGAUAUGCCCAAGCUGAAGGCCCUGGUCCACGUGUCAACAGCCUACAGCAAUGCACCCAGGUCUCACAUUGAAGAAAGGGUCUACCCACCGCCCUACGACCCUGACAGCAUCGUGAGAUGCACUAAGAUGCUGCCCCCAGAGACUGUGGAAGUCAUUUCAGAUACCCUUCAGGGUGAACAUCCGAAUCCCUACACAUUGACAAAGGCGCUAGCAGAGUCCAUUGUCUAUAGUCACACCAACCUGCCUGUCUGCAUUGUUCGACCUUCGAUUGUAACUGCUGCCCUGCAAGAGCCCUAUCCAGGAUGGAUCGACAACGUUUAUGGUGUUACCGGCAUCAUAAUGGAGAUAUCGCGGGGAACCUAUCGCUCAGGGUAUUGCCGGGAGCGGUACGUGGUGGACCUGGUACCAGUCGACAUGGUCGUCAACUCUUGCAUCCUGGCUGCUUGGAGGCAAGGAGUUAAGCAGCCAGGUCGCUGCCCAGUGUACAACGUAACCUCAGGGUCCAUCAACCCCCUCCAAUGGGGACAGUUCACCAAGCUCUGCGUCAAAUGGGCAUUAGAGAACCCGACCAAAUACGUGAUGUGGUACCCGAACUUCGCUUUCACUGAAUCGAGGUUCAUGAACACGUUCUGGGAGAUCACCUGUCAUUUCCUGCCAGCUUUCAUGUAUGAUCUGCUGCUCAGAGCUCAAGGACGGAAGGCUAUAAUGAUGAAACUGGCACGUCGUUUCAAAAUGGCGGCGGCAACCGGAGAAUACUUUGCCAACCACGAAUGGCAGUUUGGCAUCGCUGAGUUGACAGCUUUGCACGACGAUGCCAGUUAUGCCAGAGACUCUGGCGCCUUUCCCCAUUGGCCGGCUGAUUUUGACUGGGAUUCUUACAUAGGAGCAUAUAUGUUUGGGAUAAGGAGAUAUAUACUUAAGGAUACGGCUGAAUCUCUGCCAGUCGCGAGGACUAAGCUGAGGCGGCUAUAUUGGGUCCACAAGCUUUUCCAAGCGGCUACAGGAUACUACGUAUUUAGAUUUUUAGCUGGACGCCUACGGUAG
Spodoptera littoralis (African cotton leafworm) is the source of this 1596-nucleotide messenger RNA. NCBI's taxonomy places the organism in Eukaryota, Metazoa, Arthropoda, Insecta, Lepidoptera, Noctuidae. The record is from the annotation of a GenBank genome assembly.